Molecule: messenger RNA, 1288 nt
Organism: Ziziphus jujuba (common jujube)
Lineage: Eukaryota; Viridiplantae; Streptophyta; Magnoliopsida; Rosales; Rhamnaceae
Product: transmembrane emp24 domain-containing protein p24delta3
Exons: 4
Coding region: 127-804 (225 amino acids)
Biological process (GO): endoplasmic reticulum to Golgi vesicle-mediated transport; intracellular protein transport; Golgi organization
Cellular component (GO): COPII-coated ER to Golgi transport vesicle; endoplasmic reticulum; Golgi apparatus
Source: RefSeq, a predicted model, not a curated record
AUUUCUUUUGGCCGAUUCAACGCGAAGGAAACGAGGUAGAAAUAGAAAUUAGAGUUGGGAGAGUAGAAGAGAACGGGACCGAGAUCUGCCGCCGCCGAAAUCUGACUCUGUUUGGGAACUCAGAAGAUGUCGCAGAAAAUUUUCCGAAGCGCUCGAUCGGAGAUGUUGUUGUUGUUGUUGUUAGUCGUGCUGUUUUCGUUUAUGGGUUUUCUUGUUCCUUCGGCAAACGCCAUAUGGUUAACCCUUCCAAGCUCCGGAACCAAGUGCGUCUCUGAGGAAAUUCAGACCAACGUCGUCGUAUUGGCUGAUUACUACGUCAUAGAUGAUUCUGUAGACAAUCACCAACACAUCCCCACCAUCUCUGUUCGGGUAACAUCCCCAUAUGGAAACAAUCUUCACCACACUGAGAAUGUAACUCAUGGUCAGUUUGCAUUUACCACCACGGAGACUGGAAACUACUUAGCGUGUUUCUGGGUGGAUGGAAACCCUCGAGAAGGAUCGUCCCUAAGUGUUAGCCUAGACUGGAGAACAGGAAUUGCGGCCCGGGACUGGGAGUCAGUUGCAAAGAAGGAAAAAAUUGAGGGUGUUGAACUUGAGCUAAGGAAACUCGAAGGAGCUGUACAAGCUAUCCAUGAGAACCUACUUUAUUUGAAGACAAGAGAAGCAGAGAUGAGGGAAGUGAGUGAAAGAACCAACGCAAGAGUUGCAUGGUUCAGUAUCAUGUCCCUCGGUGUUUGCAUCGUGGUUUCAAGUUUGCAGUUGUGGCACUUGACGCGGUACUUCCAAAAGAAGAAGCUUAUCUAAGAUUAUAGUCCUCGUAUUUCCUGGUACACAGAUCUUACCCUUUGUCUGAUGAAGGGAAAUGCUGGAGCUCAUGUUUUCUUGUUGUGCCAUAUACAGCUGUUGUUUUUAUUUUCUAUUUUUUUAUUUUAUUAGGUGUUGGGGUGAGUUUUGGAGAAGAGAAACAAAUGCUACUUGUAUCCUAGCUUUUUAUUCCAUAUUUUGAGGGGUGGGAUUUUUUCUCCAAAAACAAAUGUUAGCCAAAAUACUGAUUUCUUACGACUGGACGAGAAUCCACAUCCUUAAUUUUGAGGUCUCAAGGAAAUUACUCUUUCUUACAGAUUUGUUUCUUACUUCAGAUUGUACUAAACUACCCUGGUCUUUCAUGUCUUGGACACACUAAGAGAAACAGUGUUUCUCCCGUUUCCCAUUCUCAUUCCUUUUCAGGAUGAAAAAAAAAGUAUCUUUAUAAUAGUCAUAUUGCUAUGUGGUGUCACUUUACCCAUUA